AUCGGACGAAUCUACUAAUCUACCGACACAGGAUGCGUAUAAUUUGCCCUAUUCAGGAACAUAUGGGCGGCGCAGCGGUUGUGGUUCCCCGAACCUAAGAAGUCUACAGAAGGAUUGAGGCACCAGGAACAGAGGCAAGGGGCCAUGAACUCCCCAUUUCACGUUCGGUCGAGUAGGACAGGGCCCGGUAUUGCCGAGAGGGCCAAUGUGUUAUUUGCCUACCUUUUGCUUCGGUAAAGGUGAGGAUUACGAGGUAUUUGCAUCAUAUCGAUCCAAUUUCUUCGAUAUUGGCCUAGGCAGAUUUAUAUAAGGGGAUAACAUAUCAAAGCAAGCCAACGCUUACCUAUCGAGCUAAUCAGCCGUUCCAUUUCCAUCAGCCAUAUCUCCUACCUACCUAAAUCAAAUUAGAAGUCGUCAGAAUGCGCGGCGCUUUCUUUUUGGCACAGGCUGCCCUGUGGCUGCUAGGCUCGAACGCUCUUCCCAGUGUGAUUCCUCUCCUCGAUGAUAUCACCACCGACAUUCCGGACACUUUGCGCCUCAACGAGACAUACGGGGCGCCAGACAACGACUUUGGCUGCAAGAGCCAACGGAACCCGGUCGUCUUACUUCAUGGGCUCUCGGCGAACCGCGACGUCGAUCUCAACAAGCUGCAGUGGGAGCUCAACCGGCGCGGCUACUGCACCUUCUCCCAGACCUACGGCGCAUGGGAUGCCGUAAAGUGGAUCGGUGGCCUGCGGCCCAUGGCAGAUUCGGCAAAGGACAUUGCGGCAUUCGUCCGCGAAGUGCGGGAUAAGACCGGCGCCAAGAAGAUAGAUAUUGUAGGCCACUCGGAAGGAGGCGUGCAGGCGAUCUACGUGCCGAUGACGCAAGCCGGGAUCUCGGACAUGGUCGAGCACGUGGUUGCCCUGGGGCCGGCGAUCAAGGGCGCGAAGUACUACGGCUUCACGGACUUGUGGUAUCUGGGCGGGGCGGCGACGCGGAAAAUCGCCAAGGUGGUGCAGGACGCGCUGGGCUGCCCGGCCUGCGACGACAUGAUGACGGGCGGCGCCGUGUACGGCGACUUCAAGAGCGCGCGGAAGAUCGUGCAGCCUGGGAACAAGGUCACGGUCAUCAUGUCCAGGUCGGACACGCUGGUGGCGCCGGAGGUCAGCCGGAUCGAUGAAGAGGGGGCGGCGAACGUGUUCGUGCAAGAUGUUUGUCCCGACGAUCCCGUGGGACAUGCGGGGCUGAUGUGGGAUAGGAGUGUGUGGCGGCUGAUCGUGAAUGCGUUGGAGGAGAAUGAUGAUGCGGUGUUUGCGUGUGAGAAGGGGCUUCCAAUUUAACAUGCAUACCUAGAUAUCUACUGCAUGUACCUAAUACCUAUAAGAUGCCUACUAGAUCUACAAGAUAAAUGACAUGUCAACUCAAGAGAUGCACACACUAUUGCGAGGGGCCUCCCAUUGGCGGGUGGGUUUCAGCUGAGUGUUCAGCUGUUCAAUGACAUCUGCUAAUUAACGCCACGCCACGCGCAAGAUAAGGGGGGCGACUAUGACUAGAC
Molecule: messenger RNA, 1537 nt
Organism: Hypoxylon fragiforme
Lineage: Eukaryota; Fungi; Ascomycota; Sordariomycetes; Xylariales; Hypoxylaceae
Product: alpha/beta-hydrolase
Exons: 1
Coding region: 420-1322 (300 amino acids)
Biological process (GO): lipid catabolic process
Molecular function (GO): lipase activity
Source: RefSeq, a predicted model, not a curated record